UUCGUAUUAGUUGUUAAUACUAAGGCAUGUAUUUGUUUCAUCCCGCAGUUACUUCUCAGACUGAAUAACUCUGUUCCAAAUGCAAUUCCCAAUCUUCAACAAGAGCUUGACGAGUAUAAAAACAACCCUCUUGAUCCAGAGGCAGAGGAAAAAAUAAAAGAAGAAAUAGAAAAGUUGCAAGAAAUGGAGAAAAACCUCGAAAUGGAAGUACAGAUUGUAAAAAAGGAGUUUGAAGAUGUUAAGGGAAAUGUUAAAGAAGUAAAAGAAGAUGUUGAAGAUGUUAAGGGAAAUGUUAAAGAAGUGAAAGAAGAUGUUGAAGAUGUAAAGGGAAAUGUGAAAGAAGUAAAAGAAGAUGUUGAAGAUGUUAAAGGAAAUGUUAAAGAAGUAAAAGAAGAAGUUGAAGAUGUUAAGGGAAAUGUUAAAGAAGUAAAAGAAGAUGUUGAAGAUGUUAAGGGAAAUGUUAAAGAAGUAAAAGAAGAUGUUGAAGAUGUUAAGGGAAAUGUUAAAGAAGUAAAAGAAGAUGUUGAAGAUGUUAAGGGAAAUUUCAAAGAAGUAAAAGAAGAUGUUGCUGCUGCACAUAGAAAGAUUGAAGAGUUGAAAGUGCGAACAAUAACAGGAGGAGUACUUCAAUUGUUGCCACAAAUCUUCGCCAUAACUAUUGGAAGAAUAUUUGGAUUGGAGCGGGAGGAAGACAGUUUGCUCCAAGGUUUGCAAUCCAUCUUCAACAUAACAGUAGGAAGAAUGUUUUGGAGGGAUCAAAUGGAGGAAAGUAAGUAUUAUAAUUUAUUCCGUUUGGUGAAGGCAAAAUAAUAGCUAAACAAAGAGUUAGUUUGAGAAGAUUAUUUAUUGAAUAGAACAUAUGCAUGGAAAUAAAGACUGUCUACCAUCCCAUUGCUUAUAUUGUUUUUCAUCGUGCUAUUUUAGAGCUAAGGAAUUUAGUUUUACAAAAUGUUGCAGUAGAAUACCCAUUCCGUAAUGGAACCUGUCUGCUGAACAAGCUAUAAUUUAUACAGAUUAAUAUGUUCGCUCGUUUGUCUGUAU
Mercenaria mercenaria is the source of this 1041-nucleotide messenger RNA. RefSeq lists its product as uncharacterized. The transcript has 3 exons. The record is from RefSeq and is a predicted model, not a curated record. Lineage: Eukaryota; Metazoa; Mollusca; Bivalvia; Venerida; Veneridae. The annotation marks the transcript as partial.